AUGUCCCGCCUGCUCCGCCUCCGCACCCCAAUCCUCCGCCUCCCCUCCCGCGCCUCCUCAACCUUCUCCCGCGGCCCAGCCCCGCCCCGCCUGCCCGCCGACCAACAAGCCGAAUUCGAGCGCCUCCAGCGCGCCGCCUCCGUAUCCUCCGCCUUCCAAGAGUACGCCAACCCUCCUGCCUCCGACGCCGCAGCAGCAUCCACACCCACAUCCUCCGACGCCGCCGCAACACCAGCAGCAGCAGCAGCAGCAGCAGAGUCGCAACCCCAAGAAAAGCCCGUCAACCCGACCAUCUCCGCCUCGGAGGAGGACACCAUGCACCCCGCCUACGUCCGCGGCGCGCCGCCCGAGUUCGAGGGCGACGUCAACCCGCGCACCGGCGAGGUCGGCGGGCCCAAGAGGGAGCCGCUGCGCUGGGGGUCUGGGGGCGAUUGGAGCUACAACGGCCGCGUGACGGACUUCUGA
Molecule: messenger RNA, 465 nt
Organism: Colletotrichum aenigma
Lineage: Eukaryota; Fungi; Ascomycota; Sordariomycetes; Glomerellales; Glomerellaceae
Product: Succinate dehydrogenase assembly factor 4
Exons: 1
Coding region: 1-465 (154 amino acids)
Biological process (GO): mitochondrial respiratory chain complex II assembly
Cellular component (GO): mitochondrion
Source: RefSeq, a predicted model, not a curated record